CACACCAGCACAGCUCACUGUUCAUUUUCGGCGUCGUGAAACUUUUCACCGGCACGUUUUAAUGACCGGAGCUCCUCUCGCGUUAUUUCAUGGCUCGACGUUGAAAACUAAACUGCACCGGAUCCGCGAGGCCAGAUUUAUGCUGGUCACACAGACGGGGAAUCCACUACGUGCUGGCUGAGAUCUUUUCCCACACAGGUUUGAGCACAGCCGUCCAAAGACUGCCAUGUCAUCAAAAAUGCAGAGCUCCAGUAGCAUCGCUCAGGCCAGGCGGACGGUGCAGCAGCUGAGGAUAGAGGCCAGCAUUGACAGGAUAAAGGUGUCCAAGGCUUCGUCAGACCUGAUGCGCUACUGCGGAGAACAUGCGAAGAAUGACCCGCUGCUGAUGGGCAUCCCCGCUUCAGAAAACCCUUUCAAGGACAAGAAGCCUUGCACUGUUCUGUAGGGGAACACCUGAACUCUUGCUGCUUUCCUUUCGACUCUUACGUGGAAAAAAGCUGAUAGUAAUACUGUUCACACCUUAUCUUAAGGCCAGUGGUCCCCUCCUAACCUUUUCUCAUGCCUGCAGCAGUUCAAGGAACGAAUUCCUCUUUGCCUUGCAGUCAGAUAGCAGUUACACCAAAGAACAGGCAGAAGUGUGAAGCCGUGGCCUCGGAUCAAAGCUUUAGCUCAAACAAAGGUGAGUUAAAGUUCGUACAAAGGUUCCGUGCUGGCUUUUGUUUCUCUGCAUUGUUAUCUGACAAGAUGUAGAAAGCCCGAGACUCGUCCUGAAAGGAGCUGUACCAUGAAUGGGAGACGUCCUGCCUCUCUAAUUAUCACAGCGUCCAUAAACGAGCCUCCUCAAUCGUUGGUCCAAUCAGAUUCAGAUCAGGCUUGCUUCAGGAAACAGUUGUUAUAGUUUUUGUGCUCCUGAUAACGACCGCCCGAGUAAUGAUGAUGAGAAAACUGUGCCGUCCAUCACAUGAAGACGGGUGGAAAGAGUGGGGGGUCCUUUGCCACUGGUGCACGUCACCUGCUGUAUAUGUCUUAACAUAGAGAAAUCAAGUUUAAAUUGUCCUGACAUGGAUAAUUUAAUCCCUCCAGAGAGAAACAGUUCAGCUCAAGUGUUGAUUGGAUUUUUAUUUUUAAGAUAUUGAGAAUUUGUUC
This is a messenger RNA of Chelmon rostratus (copperband butterflyfish), 1146 nucleotides long. It is a transcript of the gene gng12b, whose product is annotated as guanine nucleotide binding protein (G protein), gamma 12b. Gene Ontology annotation, biological process: G protein-coupled receptor signaling pathway. The record is from RefSeq and is a predicted model, not a curated record. Gene Ontology annotation, cellular component: heterotrimeric G-protein complex. NCBI's taxonomy places the organism in Eukaryota, Metazoa, Chordata, Actinopteri, Chaetodontiformes, Chaetodontidae. The coding region runs from base 227 to 445 and encodes 72 amino acids. The transcript is spliced from 4 exons. Gene Ontology annotation, molecular function: G-protein beta-subunit binding.